Messenger RNA from Peronospora farinosa, 984 nucleotides. NCBI's taxonomy places the organism in Eukaryota, Oomycota, Peronosporomycetes, Peronosporales, Peronosporaceae. The record is from the annotation of a GenBank genome assembly.
AUGGUUCAAACAGGACAUGAUGUUAGCGUAGCUUUUGCACUCAACAUUGCUGCUGGAGCUGCUACAAUUUUAGGUGGUAUGGUUGUCUUGAAUAAACGUCUUGUAUACUUGGCCAGUCCAGUAAGUCUAGCAGUUGCACUCAGUGUUUCGUCGGGUGUCAUGAUGUUCAUUUCGUUGGUCGAGAUUUUUGGUCAUGCCGUGCAAUUGCUCACGAAAGGCAUUCAAACCGAAGACAUAACGAAAGAGACGGCCACGGGUCAUGGUUGGCUUGCAGCUACAGGUUGUUUUGGUAUUGGGAUCCUGCUCAUCUAUGUCAUUGACAUGAUCGUCCACAAAAUCUCACCUGAACACGAAAUGACGGAACUUGAAAACCUGGAAAGUAUCCGUGAAUCAAUGCAAUACUUUGAAAGCACGAGCAGAAAAAACCAGGUAUCAGUACCUUGUAUGGAAGCUGCUACGUCUGUGCAGGUGGAGCCAAACCCUCAGUUUUUCAAAAUGGACGAGGACGCUAAGCGUGCAUUGCAACGCAUGGGUGUAUUGAGCGCCCUUGCUAUUGGUAUUCACAAUUUGCCGGAAGGUAUUGCCACGUAUGUCGGAGCGCUCCAGAACUCAUCGGUUGGGUUCUCUCUUGCCAUUGGUAUCGGCUUGCACAAUAUCCCCGAAGGGGUCGCUGUUGCUGCUCCCAUUUACUUUGCUACUGGUUCACGCCGGCGAGGAAUCAUGUGGUGCGCGAUUUCUGCUGCUGCUGAGCCACUCGGUGGAGUUAUUGCAUGGUUGGCCAUUGGUGAUGGCAUGGACCCACUCUCGGAGGGAAUCCUAUUUGGAAUCGUGUGUGGCAUUAUGGUCUGCAUCUGCGUGAAAGAGCUGAUCCCUACGGCGUACAAGUUUGCCAAGGAAAAGACCUAUGUUGUUGCUUAUGGCACAUUUGCUGGCAUGUUUAUUAUGGUGUCCAGCCUCACGCUUUUUGGCUACGCCGGUGUAUGA